Epithele typhae is the source of this 531-nucleotide messenger RNA. RefSeq lists its product as uncharacterized. The record is from RefSeq and is a predicted model, not a curated record. Bases 1 to 531 code for a protein of 176 amino acids. NCBI's taxonomy places the organism in Eukaryota, Fungi, Basidiomycota, Agaricomycetes, Polyporales, Epitheliaceae. The transcript has 3 exons.
AUGGGCGCGAUCUUUUCGAGUGGACAACCCGGCUCAGCAUGCCAACGCAGCAGUGCGAUGCAGAACCUCAAUGGCGAUUGGAAGCUAUUCGUCGAUCCAAACAACGCGAGCAACACUGUCCGUGUAACGUUCGGAUCUGGACCCAAGGCGAAGCUUGUCUUUCAGGGGAACUCGCUGGAGGUUUGGGGGGCGCAGAUAGAGCCAAAUAAUGGCCCCAGUGGCGGCUCUUCGUACACCAUCGACGGAGACAAAGCCACCGUUACGGGGUUUCAAGAUCCCUCGGAUAUCAACGACGUUAUUCUUCGCAGCUGGAUGGGCAGUUACGGGAACCAUACACUCACCAUAGAGAACGACGGCGCGGCCCUUGGAAUCGACUUCUUCAAAAUUGGUCGUCCUCCAGACACGUCUCCAGACCCGGCAUCGUCGUCAGCCUCUACGUCAACCAUUGCGACUUCAAGCUCUCCUGUGUCGUCGUCAUUCCCCGUUGGCUCUCCUCAUGGUAUGUACAUCAGGAAAAACCCAAAUUCAUAA